CUCCGGCCCACACUCCAGUAAAGCAGGUGGCGGAUAUGCAGCUCAAACGUACGUUGCCACCGACCGUUAAAAAGUGAAAGAAGAAGAAUUACGUCACAUGAUCACGUCAAUAUGGUGGACAACGGUCGAUCGCAUGCAUGCUACACCCAUUCAGGCAAAACAGUACGUACCCAUUAAUCCCUCGUAAAGUACCUACUUACUGAUAUUAAGUACCUACUCCCUGAGUUGCCAUUUAGGACGCAGCCCAUCCUUUCUAGGAGAAGCGCUUGAGUCAGAAGCGCCCUUUUUAUUUAGUAUACAUCGUGUAGUAUGCAGGAAGCAGCGGGUCUGUACGUGAGCAUUUCGCUCACUGUUUUCCAAUAACGGGACGGAGGGGGUGGGAUGAGCCGCACGUGACGUUAACGAUCCUGUUAAAACACAGAGCUUCUGCGCACCGCCCCAGACAGUCAGUCCGCGCGCACAGAGGGUCAGAGCCGCUACCGCCGCACCUCCUGCAGACACCGAAACCCGUCUCUCAUUUAUAUCAUAUUCCGUGUGUUAUACCGGAGAGAACAAUGAUCUGAAGACACCUAGACGAAAGAUUCUUGAAUGUAAAGCCAUUACAUUCAUCUAUUAAGCGCGCGUCAACGUCCGCUUUGGUUUUCUCGCCUCCGCAGUCGUCUUCUCUUUAAGAGAUAUAAGUGCUCAUGCGAUUCUUCAGACUCACAUUUAAGUGUUUCGUGGAUUGUUUUUGAAGGUGCUGUUUAAAUCCAGUGUCAUUUUCGUUUGCGACCUAUUAUUUGUUUUUCAAACGCGCAUUUUGAUUAAUAGACCCCAAUACCGUUGCCAAAUCGCAGAGAAAAGCUCACUGCCAUCCCGCAAUAAAGGCUUGACAUUGAGGAGAGGAAAAUCGUUCUUAAAGAAUAACACUGUUGAUUUUUUUUUUUAUUAUUAAAAAGGAUAAAGGACCAGAUCCUAACAGGGUCGUCUGACGAACAAAACGGACAUCUUGGUGUGAAUAAGAGACUUAGGAUAAAAUAAUAAGUCAGAGAUAUCAAAUAUUUAUUUUGGUUAAAAUCCUUGUGGUGACAAGGUCGAGGGUUGCUUUUGUUUACAAGUGUGAUGGAGAAGACCUCUUUAGACGCAGAAUGCUGCGCCCUGAGCACUGUCCUGGUGGAGGAGAAAAAGGGUCAUCUCAUUCCCAAUGGAAACGCGCAUCAAGGCGUCAAUGGGAACCUCAUCGGAGGGGCCAACGGGGUGCCUAUCUCGGCGUCCCCUGGAGCCAUAACAGCGGCGGAGAGAGCAGGUUACCCCGAGCGAGAGCAAUGGACCAGACAGAUGGACUUCAUGAUGUCCUGCGUGGGGUUUGCCGUGGGGCUGGGGAACGUCUGGCGCUUCCCGUACCUAUGCUACAAAAAUGGUGGAGGGGUGUUCCUCAUUCCAUAUGUGUUGUUCAUAUUUCUGGGCGGCAUUCCCAUAUUCUUUCUGGAGAUUGCGCUGGGUCAGUUCAUGAAAGCUGGAAGCAUCAACGUGUGGAACAUCGCCCCACUUUUUAAAGGACUUGGUUACGCCUCAAUGGUGAUUGUGUUCUUCUGUAACACGUACUACAUCAUGGUCCUGGCCUGGGCUUUCUAUUACUUCAUAAAGUCCUUCAACGGUACGCUGCCCUGGUCCACCUGCGACAACCCGUGGAACACAGAACAUUGCAUUGAGAUCUUCCGCCACGGCGACUGUUAUAAUGGAACCAUUGGCAACUCCUCAUUUGGCAACCUGACGUGCGAGGAGCUCGCAGCGGGCCGUUCGCCUAUCAUUGAAUUUUGGGAGAACAAAGUUCUGAACAUCUCAGAAGGACUGGAUAAGCCAGGUGCUAUGAACUGGGAGAUGACGCUGUGUCUAAUGGCCGUGUGGGUUAUGGUGUACUUCUGUGUGUGGAAGGGCGUGAAAUCAACUGGAAAGAUUGUAUAUUUUACUGCCACAUUCCCAUAUGUGGUCCUGAUCAUUCUCCUGGUGAGGGGCGUUACUCUGCCCGGCGCUUAUGAUGGCAUCAUGUACUAUGUCAAACCUAACUGGUCCAAGCUAGGAGAACCGCAGGUCUGGAUCGAUGCAGGCACUCAAAUCUUUUUCUCGUACGCUAUCGGCCUCGGGGCUCUCACCGCCCUCGGCAGCUAUAAUCGAUUUAACAACGACUGCUAUAAGGACGCAUUUGUACUGGCUUUUAUCAAUAGUGGCACCAGUUUCUUUGCUGGUUUCGUGGUAUUCUCCAUCCUGGGUUUCAUGGCGGCCGAGCAGGGUGUAGACAUCUCUAAAGUAGCUGAAUCAGGACCCGGUUUGGCAUUCAUAGCGUACCCGAAAGCCGUGUCUAUGAUGCCCGUGGCUCCGGUCUGGGCCGCCCUGUUCUUCAUCAUGCUGCUACUGCUGGGAUUAGACAGUCAGUUUGUCGGUGUGGAGGGCUUUGUGACUGGUAUUCUUGACCUUUUCCCUGGAACGCGUUACAUGCGCUUUCAGCGUGAAAUCGCGGUGGCGAUCUGCUGUUUAUUGUGCUUCAUCAUUGAUCUCUCCAUGGUUACACAGGGAGGGAUGUACGUCUUCCAGCUUUUUGACUACUACUCAGCCAGUGGAAUGACCCUACUGUGGCAAGCAUUCUGGGAAUGCGUGGUUGUCGCGUGGGUUUAUGGUGCUGACAGGUUCAUGGAUGAUAUUGCUCGUAUGAUCGGUUACCGGCCAUUCCCAUGGAUAAAGUGGUGCUGGUCCUUUAUAACUCCAUGUGUUUGCAUGGGUAUCUUCAUAUUUCACCUGCUGAACUACAAGCCUCUGACCUACAACAAUGUGUACGUGUACCCGUGGUGGGGAGAGGUGAUCGGAUGGUGCUUGGCUCUCUCCUCCAUGCUCUGCAUCCCUGUUAGCCUGGUGUACAAGCUCGCGGGAGCCAAGGGAACAUUCAGAGAGCGCUGGGAUCAUCUGACCAAACCAGUGUGGGGGAACCAUCAUCUGGAAUACAUGGCCCCUGACAUUGAUAUUAAAAGCCUUGCCUCUCUGUCUCCUGGAACUGAAGAGAACAAGGUGAUCAUUUUCGAGAGUGUUAUGUAAAUACAAAUCAAAGGGAAAGCCUUCAAAACCCCUCCUAAGGCAAGCUGGUUAAAGAAAUCAUCAGUAUUUCACAGAGUUGUGACCAUUUCUACAGUCUUAAUACAAACGUGUACAUGAUCAGAUUAAUUUAUUCGUUCACCAGUUCAGACUACACACUAAACAAUGUUUUGCACAUAUCAACACCUGGAUGGGUUAAAUCCGCUUGUCUUUGGAGGGCAAAGUGUCUAACCUGACAACUCAUAGUUUUGUGCCUGGGUUAACCUGGGAGUAGUACAUCAUUUCAGAGAACGGGGCACAAUUCCCACAGGCCGGUUUACUGAACGUAAGGGUCUCUAACUUUAUGAAAAUUAGCCAUGUUUUUAAUGCAAAAAAAAGGUUACUAUGUUAACCAUGGUUCAUUUGUGGUAACCAUAGUUUAUUCAAAAAUCAUGUUUAUACAAUACAAAAACUUUAACUAUGAUAAAAUCAUGGUUAAUUUUCAUAAGGGCUUGCAUUGACACAUAAAACAAAUCCUGACCAGAAUCACACGCUUACAAGUGUUCAAACGACCUGCAAAUGUUUUUUUAAAAAUAUAACAACAUCCAAAUGACUACAAUCUUAUGGAGAUUAAAUCAACUAAAAUAAUGUUACAAUAAAGAAAUAUGAAACAUAUACUUACAGUAUUUUACUGAUCAUUCAAAAGAGAGUCUAAAAAAAUUGAACUGAAUGUGUCAUUGCAGAUUUACGGCCACCAGUACUUGCCAAACACUGAAAAUGAAUUCUUGUAAAGUUUCAGCUUUUGCAUGAUGUGUCUUCAUUUAAGACAGGUGACCUUAAUACUCGAAAGAUAUCAUCGUGUGCCAAACAGAGCAAGAUUCUCCAUCUCUGUCUGCAGAAGAUGGUUUUGGUUGCCAUAAAAUCUACCUAGUGAUUUGUGUCUGGAAACCUCUAGAGAGUAUUGUUGACAUGACGGGAACGUUUAAAUAAGAAAAGUGGCACUUUCUUAAGGUGCUAGUAAACCAAAAGUUGCAUUUUGUAAGUAUCAAUUUCAAGUUGGGGCUCAAUAUUUAUAUAAGUGCCAGUAUUAUGAUGUUUUCAGAUUUUUUUGUAGGAUUUUAAAUUUUUGUUUAAAAAGAGCAAUGCAAACAAAACCAAAAAAAACGAUGUUAAUAUGUAGCUUUAAAUAACAGAAAUGAACAUAUUUCACGGUUUAAAAGCACAUUGUCUCGUCUCGACUUGAAAGAAACAAACCCCAAAAUGUUAACAAUUUGACAACGUCAAAAAUAUCUUUCUUAGAAACAGCAAGUUAUUAUUUCUAUUAUUAGUAAUAUCUUUAUUAUUUUUGCCAAUGCUCAACACAAGAGAAGUUCUGCUGUAAUGCCUGUGAUUGUGUUUUCAUUGCACAAGCGGUACAUUUUAGGAUUGACACAUUGCCAAACUCUGCCUUUAAUUGUCUUAAAUUGAGAAGCCAUCCAUCAAUAGCCAAGGUGUCCCAAAAAAACCCGCCUCAUCGUGACCUGUGGGAAUUCUGCCCUUUAGAAAUAUCACUUUGUUCACUAAAUCAUCGUGACAUCGUAGAUGUAAUAAGAAUGUACAAAUUAGACGGCAUAACGUAAGGCUUCAGAAUACAUUUGCACAUUGUUGUAAAAUAAUCUGCUAGCACUUUUUAAUCGUGUUAGGAUGAGUUUUCAUGUUGUUUAUUUGUUUUAUUUUACAAACUGUAAAAUAAAUCAGAGAUUUAUUUUGUGAAGGCUUUUAUUUUGCUUAUAUGCAUAUAUAUAUAUAUAUGAAUACCUAUUGAAUAUCUGUGUGUUCUAUUUGAAACGUUUGAAGCUGUAUGUACUACUUUUGAUAAAGAUUGAAGUAUG
Messenger RNA from Triplophysa dalaica, 4913 nucleotides. It is a transcript of the gene slc6a8, whose product is annotated as solute carrier family 6 member 8. The transcript is spliced from 13 exons. Gene Ontology annotation, cellular component: membrane. Lineage: Eukaryota; Metazoa; Chordata; Actinopteri; Cypriniformes; Nemacheilidae. Gene Ontology annotation, biological process: sodium ion transmembrane transport. The record is from RefSeq and is a predicted model, not a curated record. The coding region runs from base 1102 to 3066 and encodes 654 amino acids.